Messenger RNA from Mesocricetus auratus (golden hamster), 6731 nucleotides. RefSeq names its product LY6/PLAUR domain containing 1 (gene Lypd1). The record is from RefSeq and is a predicted model, not a curated record. NCBI's taxonomy places the organism in Eukaryota, Metazoa, Chordata, Mammalia, Rodentia, Cricetidae. Gene Ontology annotation, molecular function: acetylcholine receptor inhibitor activity. Bases 93 to 1298 code for a protein of 401 amino acids. Gene Ontology annotation, biological process: acetylcholine receptor signaling pathway. The transcript has 5 exons.
ACUAAGAGCUUCGGUUGCCAGCUCUUUGCACAGCACACCCUUCUGCAAAUCUCCACCAGGAAGGAAAAAUAGCACCGCGGUGUCCCGGGAAUAUGCAAGGCGACCAGUGCUGUGUCAAUGCAUCCUCCAGCGGUGAGAGGAUGGUCUGGCCAAGCAAGCCACCUGCGGUAGGGUCACCAUCGCACUCGCAGGCUUUCUGCCAGAAGACCAGGGUGACCUAUGUUGUGGGUUUCUCCAGGAAGAUGCGCUGCUGCACCGGACACCCCAGGGAACUUGCGACUGUGCAACUUUUCCAGGUGCACGGAAAUUCCUCUUCACCCUAUCCCAGACAGUCACUCAGAGGGUGGCGGGUGAUAGAAGACCCCGGAAAGGGUGGGCGAGACCCAAUUGCAGGACUACUAGUUAGCACUGGGAGGGAACAGAACACCUGGAAGGGAAGGCUCGCCCAGUGUGCCCAGGCCCACCCAGCCAAGCCCUCCGAUCUCCGAGUUCUCAUAAGACAGGUCCAGUCCGGGUGGCACCUGCUGCGCCCUAGUCGCCUCUGUAUUCCUAACCUCUGUAAAGGACUGCUCCCGACCGCUACAGACGCUCUUUUCCGAGGAACUAGAGGAGAGGCGCUGCGCUCCGCCCCAGGGAGCGCGAAGCCGAGGAGCCUGGGACCAGCCUCUGGGAGUCCCGGGCGCGGGCGAUGCGGGCGCCGCGGGCGACACCUGCGGCUCCUCUCGGUGGCAGCCGUCGCCUGGGCGGCAGCAGCAGCGCAAGCCUCGGCAGCUACAGUCGCUGCGGCCCGGACAGCCUCCGCUGCUGUCGCCUCCUCUGCAGUCGCGGUCUCUGAUGCUCCUGCCCGCUCCCGGUCCUGCCGAUCCGGGAGGAUGUGGGUUCUCGGCAUCGCAGCAACUUUUUGCGGAUUGUUCUGGCUUCCAGGGCUAGCGCUGCAAAUUCAGUGCUACCAGUGUGAAGAAUUCCAGCUGAACAACGACUGCUCAUCCCCCGAGUUCAUCGUAAAUUGCACCGUGAACGUUCAAGACAUGUGUCAGAAAGAAGUGAUGGAGCAAAGUGCGGGGAUCAUGUACCGGAAGUCGUGUGCAUCGUCAGCAGCCUGUCUGAUUGCCUCGGCCGGGUACCAGUCCUUCUGUUCCCCUGGGAAACUGAACUCCGUGUGUAUCAGCUGCUGCAACACUCCUCUUUGCAACGGGCCGAGGCCCAAGAAAAGAGGCAGCUCUGCCUCGGCCGUCAGGCCAGGGCUUCUCACCACUGCCCUGCUCUUCAACUUAGCCCUCUGCUUGGCACACUGCUGAAGCUAAAGGAGAUGCCAACCCCUGCUGCGUCAUCUGUCUGGCCCUCCCUCUCUCACUUCCUUGAGCCUCUUCUGGGUGUCCUUUAAUUCUGGGUAGACAAAGGGGCCUGUUUGUUCCCUUUCAAGUAAUGCAAGAUUGCCAUGCACAAAUACUUUGUAAGUUCUGAAACAGUUCAGUCCGAAUUUCUGUGUGUAGUUGAAGCAAAAGCUUGGAGCAGAAAGCCCAGGUCUUCCCAUCCCAGUCCACGGAGCCACCACCAAGGCCAGCCUGGAAGAAUCAGCCCUUAGAAGUCAUUGCGAUAUGCAUCUGCCCCUCCCAAAGCCUCCAGCUUCCAUUCUGCCCCUGAUGGAGUCACAGUCUAAUGCAGGACGCUGCGUGAAGGUAACUUGGCUUUUGCGGGAGGGAGGAGCCAGUUUCUGCUCAAGGCUUCUGAACUUGGUAUUCACACUUCCUGCUCCUGUAAACCAUUUUCUGUGGCAGAAUCAGCUGGUUUGGUCUCUGAGUCGAUCUGUGGUGACUCAGGACUCAAGGACUGGGGCUUAGCGUCUCCGGGCCUGGCCUCAGCCUGAAAAGUGCUUAGGAAAACCUUGUUAGAUCUCCUGGAGGAAGAGUUCUGCCUGGAGGCUAGGAAGAUGAGGGGGCUGCGGAUGGAGCGGGUGCUGUCCUUGGUGGAGCUGAACUGGGCACGCAGGCGUUUCUCGUGGUUGGCGUGCUGCAGAGUCAGGCGGCAGCAGAGGACCUGCCAGAACACCUUCCGGAACUGCUGAGAGGACACGUUGUAGAGGAGAGGGUUGACCACAGAGCUGAGGUAGAAGAAGGUGUCAGAGAAGGGGAGAAGGAUCAUAUAUGCCCUGAAGUACGACUUGGUCCAGUCAUGCUUGGGUGUUGCCGCAGCCAUGAUCCGCCGAACCUGAUUUGGCAUCCAACACACGGCCAGCGUCACCACAAUCAGUCCUGGGCAGGCAAGAACAGGAGAGAAAACGAGACGUGAGAGAAAAACAGCAUGAGAAGAAAAAUAAAUAAAUAAAAACCCAUAAAAUAUUCAGCCCUUGGUUCUGUUGCUUACUGGCCAGGAAACAGUACCAAUUUCUCAAUGCUGUGCUUGACGGCUUCUUUUUGCCAUUGGCAAAGGAGAAUUGAAUGCUGCUUCAAGCUCAGGGGACUUGGCUAUGUUAAAGAGCGUUAAAUGCUUUCGACAGUGUAUUUAUACCUGUGGAUGCCUGUCAGUUUUCAAAUGUUUUCACUGUUGUGUGUAUAUCCAGAAAAUAUCUCAUGUUGGCCAUAAAUAUGAUUUUGUCUUUUUGUUUCUAGAUGGGCCCAUAGCCAUAUUAGAUGAAAUGGGAUUUGUUUUGUAAACAAUGACUGAACUAAGAAGACCCAGUGAUAUUUUUAAGUCAAAUGGAAGUUGUUUCUCUUUGGUUAAACAAAUAUAUUUUAUGACAAUGAUUUUGCAUCCAGUUUCGGGAGAAGCAAAAUCAGGGACAAAUUAUUAUAAAGAAGUACCACUCAGCCCCCUCCUUACGCAUGAGGCAUUGACUAUCUGGACACUCACUUGGAUGCCCCACACUUGCAUUCUGGCUUACAUGAUCACAACCACUUCUACAGUUCUGACAAAUACAUACAUACAUAUGUAUAUAUAUAUAUAUGUUUAUAUAUAUAUACACACACAUGUUCAUCUACAUACACAUACAUACACAAGUAUAUGUGUGUGUGUGACCCAAAAGGCAUGCACAUCUCUAACAAUGAUGCUUCUAUCUAGUUCAGGAUCUCUGCUGCUUUUAAAACAUUUUCAGAAGCAAUGCCCUGUCCACCUUCACAUGGGAAAACAAGUUAUCACCUAACACCCCAAUCUCUGAAGCUCAUUUUGUGUACAGACAAGAGCACACUCUCCGCCUUUGUAGCACUGAGCUGCAGUGUGGCCAGGAAUGAUCAGGUCCUAUAGAAAAGGGAGCUUCCAUCCAGCCCGCCAGCUUCCAGACACCAUGGAUGCUGCAUGCUUUCACUCCAGCUUACCUGAUCACAGCCCCUCCUAUACUCUGACAAACACCUGGAAUCAUAAGAUGGUGAGACUUCAUGGACUAAACAAGAAAAGUAAACCUGUCUUUAGGACUUUCUCUUAUCUCAAGAAACUGAGCACACAGAACAAAGGUUCCUGUGAGAGGGGCUGAUAUCUUAAAGCAAGAAUUUGAUGGGACUGGAAAGAUGGUUCAGCUGUUAAGACCUAAGUUCUGUUCCCAGUGCCCACAUCAGGCAGAUGGCAAUGGCCUGCCACUCCAGCUGCUGGGGGAAGCUUACACCAUCCGGCCACCUCAGCACCUACAGCCCUGUGCACAACUCUCCUCACAAAAUUAAACACAAAUAUAUUUUUAAAAUUUUUGCAUUUUACAAGUACUUCUUCCCAUUCUGAACCCUCCGUCAUAAACUACAGACAAGUGACUAUUGGUAGUCACUGUUCCUUUCCUAGAAUAGAUGGUAAAUACUUCAUUAGUUAGUGGUCCAAGGCAAGCAGACAUGUUCAUGAGGCCAGGGUUACCCUGAGUAUCCUUUGACUGGUGGAGGAGGAGCCCUUGAUUGACAGUAUAUAACUCAGCUGCUCCCAAAGACAGACCCUCCAAACAAAGGCAUCUCUCAGCAGGGAGGGCCUGGGAAAAUCUGGUCCUUUGUGAAUUUCUAAGGAUUCCUUCUGCCAAACCUCAGCCAGGGCUUUGAGAUAAAAACCAAUCUGCUUGUUUCUUCCUUUUGAAUUUGCUUUCCCGAGAAUAGUCAGUAAAUCUAAGAAUAAAAUAGGCAGCGUAGCAUAUUGAUCUGAUGAAAAGGCAAAAUAAAUAAAUAAGUAAGUAAAUAAAUAAAUAAAUGCUAUCUUGAGUCAAGAGCAGAUUCAAAACCACCUUGUUACCUUUGCUGGAUAGAGACAAAAAUAGAAACUUUCUGAUCUAUGGAAACAAUGCCUGCACAGGAAACCGGGAUUUUGAGGGGCUCCCAGCCGCGUGUUGGAUUUUUUCUGAAGUUUCAUAGUUCUGAGUGGCUAGUUCAGUAUUGAUUAUGAAGGAGAACAGACGCCUGAAUACAUGAGGAAGGGACAUGUUUUCGCAACGCUUCACAUCUUCCCCGGCCCCCAACUGAAUUUUGCAGAACAAGUCCAGCUAUCGUCUGAGGAUGUGUUUGUUAGAACAUGAAAAUCCAGUGCGCAGCUUUCUGUGCAAGCUGUGUGACACUGUGGGAGGGUGCUCUCUGAGGAAGUAGAAAGCUGACUAGAUGCUCCUUGUACCUCCCACAGGCUGAAUGUGGCAUAGCUUUGGGAGCCAACCAGGAAAGAGAAGGCAGGGCAGGGUGGAGAGGGAGAGAUGUUGGGGAGGAGGAGGAGAAGCACCCCGAGAACAUCGCAUUACCUUCUGCUGUCUUCAUCACCUGCAUGCACACCCUUCCAUUAGCUUCCUGCAUGUGUUUGCUUGACCCCAGUCAUCCUGCAUUGAUCAUCCCAUCAAAAGAGAGUUUAGUUUAAAAACAAAAGAGAAAAAGAAGAGAAGAAAGAGGAAGAGCAAGAGGAGAGGGAAGAAACCCGGUGUCUAGGUAGGAGAAAAGGGAUGGGCCGGACUGUGAUCCAGAGCUUGCUUUGUAGUUUCAGCCAGGAUGAUAUCCUGGCUCUGAAAUUGAAAUGAGAUAGCAAAUGGCAGGUGGGUCCAUUUGAGUGAGAAGCAGCAAAUGGGAGAAAAGAUCAGAACUCCUCAAGGAUGAGGGGAGCUGAUGAGGAAGCUAGGCCCUCUGGCUGUAGAAGUAGGUUGGUAGGACAGUAAGCUCAGGCUUGGAAGAAGAAAGACAUGGAGUAUGAAUAGAAAUGGGUGGGUUCUAGCAGGUCUAGACACAGAACCAGGAGCUGCAAACUAGCUUCCUCCACUCCAGUUUCUACAUUGGGCACUUACUCCCCACAUGGAUUUCUCUUCUGACAACCCACAGAGGGCAAAGCAAUUAGGAUCUUCAUUUAAAAGAAUGAGAAACCUGCUCAUCUCCAAGACCUGGGAUGCAGGAUCCCCUUUCCUCCCAAGAUGCAAUACUAUCAAUUUCUCCUAUUUUCAGUUGGAUAAAAAGCACAGGCAAGGUGGCUACAGAGAUGGCUUAGCUUUUAAAGCGCUUGCCUCCCAAGAGUUCAUGUCUCUGGUACCCAUGUGAAUGCUAGAUGGACAUGAUAAGUUCACCUGUAAUGCCAGCCUUGGAAUAUGGAGUCUAGGGAUUCCCAGAGCAACAUGGCUAGUAAGACUAGCCAGAUAGGUGACCUCUGGGUUUGAAUGAGAGGCCUUGCCUAGGCAAAUAAAGUGCAAGAGUUAAUUAACAAGGAUAAACAACUUGACAUCAAGUGUAGGCCUCCACAUGUGCACACAUAUCCCCCCACACAGAUGCCAACAUGCAUAUGCAGACAUGCAUGCACGUACUUGCACAUGCCACACACAAAGCGACAGGCAUGAAAAUGGAAGAAAAAAACAGGUAAGAAAGUAGUCAUUAACUGUGACCCAUAUAUGAUGUCAUUACACCCACUGAAAUAACAGAAGCCAUACAUUUAAUUUAAAAAUUUUCAACAACAAUUUUUAUAAUGCUACCUAGCUCCACACACAUAUAGCUGGACUUCUUAUGCAAGUGAAAUAUGGAAUCAUUAUGAAGAUUAUUGGUGAGAUAUUUUUUAAUUCUUCACUCGCUUCUGCUGUAUACUAACUCUCCAACUGCCCUUUUCCCAGACACCUACACAGUCAGCACCCAGGAACCCCUUAAGCAGCCUGCAUUUGCAGCACUACCAAGCAUUGCUGAAUCCAAAUUGGAUUUCUGAAUGUGUAUCCUGACUGCUUUGCCAGCCUCUCACUAGAAACCAUUCCGUAAAAGUGAUGAUCAAAUUAUUCAAAAAUCUGCAUUGUUCUGAAAGUACAAAAAUGUCUCCUGCAUGUCUCAUCCCAAACUCUGACUCUUGGGAACACACAAAUCAUGCCCACUGCCUGGUGGAGCUGUUGGCAUAUCCUUCCCCCAGCCUCAACUGGAGGUAAGAGAAAUGGCUGCCGCUCUGUGUCUAAAAAGAUAAUUUUGUUCUAGGAAAAUGGAGUGCUGGGUCCAUAAGGUGUCACCAAUGGCAGUCUGAGGCAUGUGCCCUCAGGCAGUGUGAGAGUUGAGCUAGCUUUUCUAGAACAGGAAGCCACCCAGUCCCUGUGUGCAAAAUUAAUCAUUUCACAAUGCCAGGUAAUUGUUCAUUGUUACAUGUGAAAAAAAAAUCAUGCUUUUCCACAAUACACCAUUGAGAAUAAAUACCAAACCUACCAUGUCCAGAGGACACUUUCUCUUUUGGCUGUUUUAAAUUUUGGUUCAACUCCAGUUCCAGCUACUCUAUAGCUAACACAAUGCUUUAAAGUCUUAUUCAUGGUUUAAUGGAGUGCAUUAAAGAUUUGACUAAAUUUA